Molecule: messenger RNA, 3534 nt
Organism: Lasiodiplodia theobromae
Lineage: Eukaryota; Fungi; Ascomycota; Dothideomycetes; Botryosphaeriales; Botryosphaeriaceae
Product: Zinc finger CCCH-type protein
Exons: 7
Coding region: 1-3534 (1177 amino acids)
Molecular function (GO): metal ion binding
Source: RefSeq, a predicted model, not a curated record
AUGGCCUCCAAUCACGUGCAUCUCGAUGAUCACCACGCCGGCCAGCAGAGCAACAUGUUCGCCCGGCCCGAGCUGAACGCAUUUGAUAACUUGUUCUCCAAUGCCCACGCCGACCAGACCUUUGACGCCGGCGCCUGGAAUUUUGAGCAGCAGGGCGCGCCGCCGCAGCAGUGGCAGCAGCAGCCUCACCAGCAGCCCAUGCCUGCCACUUUCGACUCCAGCGGCGCCUUCUACGGCGGCCGCGAUUUCUCCAACAGCCCCGCCCCCUACGGCGGUCAGACUUUUGCCCACCAGCAGCAGUUCCAGUCAAAUAACCUGGAUCCUGCCUUAAUGUCCACCGCCACUGCUGAGCAUCCCAACUUCAACAACACCAACAUGCGCAUGUACGCAAACUCGGCCGCGCAAGCCAACACUAUUGCCCCGCAAGCUCUGCGCCAGGCCUCCUACAGUUCUAGCACGCCCCCCGUGGCCGACUUCCAGCAGAAUCAGCAGCGGCAGAACAAUGCAAGCCAGCAGCAAACCCUAGCCAGCACCCCGCCCGCUGCUGCGCCAGCAUACAUUCCCGCACCCCCUGCUAAGUAUCCUGAUGCUCCUGCCGGCAAGCCGUCGGGCAAGUUUUACAUCAUCGAUGCCAAUGAGCUCGCCGCAAACACGAACUCGGUGCGCUUGCACGAGUUCCUGUACAUUGGCAAUGAUGCCGUUGAAAUGCCGAUCAUGAAGUCAUCGCUGCCGCAGUACCAGGCUCGCAAAUCUCGCAACGAACUGAGGAAGCUGGCGGCCAACGACGAGAGAUUACGGGCCAAGAUCGCGAAGGCUUCGAAGAAGGCCAAGACGCCCGCCGCCAAGGUUGCGCGCACCAGACCAGUUUCUUAUGGAUCACCUUCAAGUGUGAAGGAUGAGAUUUCCGAUUCCUCAAGUGAGACGGAGACUUCGGAGGAUGAUUCUGAUUACGAGUCUUCUGAUGAUGAGACGCCUGAGCCCUCACCUUUGCCUAGCACUCGCCCCGUCGAAGCCCUUCCUGCCAUGAGAUACGACACUAUCAAGGCCACCUGGAGGCCACGUAACCUGCCUGUUACAGCUGAUGAGAUUAGAGCAGCAUUAAAGGAUUACUGGGAUAUCCUCCAGGCCGUCCGCAACAGAUGGAAAGAGGACUCGGCGGCGUUGAAGCAAGCGCAGGAGAAGAACUCUAGAGACAUAGAGCUGCUCAAGGGCAGAGUCAAGGACCAGCGUUCCUUGAUGGAGAUGGCCCUGAAAUCCGCGCUUGAGCAUGGACACCCAGAUGUGAUCAGAGUACUCGGAGGCAACGCGCCCCUCCUGUUCCUCGCAUACCAGUUCUUGGCAGACCGUAUUAGAGAGAAUGAAUACAACGACUCUUUCUCUAAGGCUAUAAUCGAGUUGCUCUCUCGCAGCGAGAACAUCACCAUGGAACACAUUGAGCGCACCAAACUUAACACCGCCUUGAAGCGUUAUCUCAACAGGGGAGAUGACCGCACCAAGCCGCAGGCGGAGAAGAUCCUAGAGCGGGCUCAAACAAACUCGAAGAAGUCUGGCGCUGCCACUACCAACGGCGCAUCCGAAAAGAAGGUGGAGGUCAAGAAGGAAGCAGAAGCUUCCAAAGAGCCGGGUGCGCGACCGCAGCCUCCGGUUGUCGCUGGCGUCAAACGGCCCCGUCCUGGUGACAGUUCCGCCCAACAGCCAGCCAAGAAGACAAGUUCCGCAGCAGCACCCUCGUCGACUGCCACUGCUGGUGUCAAGACCGCUGCCUCUGGGUUGAAGAAGCCUGGUGCUACAACCACAACUGGCUCAGCGAAUGGCGCAGCAUCGGCGGCAACCAAGCCCAAGAUGGUCUCAAAGCCCAACAUGUUCGCGGGACUUCAGUCUGCAUCAAAGCGGUCCAAUGCCACUGUCCAGAAGCCCACUGCUGGAACGACUGCAGCACCGAAGAAACCUGCCGCCCCUGCUCCUGCUGCACCAAGGUUUUCUUUUGCCGAGACCAUGGCUAAUCUGACCAAGCCAAAGGAGCAGCAGCCUGCCUCAAAACCAGAGGAGAACCGCCCGCCUGAGACAGAAGAGGAGAAGGCGAAACGCCUCAGGAAAGAAGAGCGCCGCAAGCUGCGGGUGAAGUGGGCUGACAACGGCAUUGGAAACAAAGACCAACUUGAGUCUGUCCGUCUUUUCACCCACGAUCCUGAGGAGGAGCUUGGCCACGAUGCAGCCAUGGUUCGUGACGUAGCCGACGUCGGCGGCGAAGGACGCAUGUUCAAGCAGCACAAGGACAUGAUGGACUUGGACGAUGAUGAUGAUCGCCCAAGUGAGGAAGACUUCCGUCCCUGGCGCACGCCUUCGCUUGUCGACUUUAGCACCGUUCCGGAAUCCGAACGAGAACGCAAUUACGAGCCAUAUGGCGGAGGAACCCUCCCGGUCGACUCAGCCGAGAAGGCGGUUCAGGAACAACACGAGGCAAACACCCUUCUCGUCUUCUACCCCUCACCCGGCGAUAUCCCACUUUGCCCACGUGAGCCUCCGGAGGACGAACAGCAACCUCACACUGACGCAAAGGCACCCAUGUCUAUCGGUGUGCCUCCCGACGAUUCGCCUUACACACGGCGCGCUCCGCGCUACGACCCUACUCCACAACCCGCUGCCCCCGCAGACAUUCCAAUGCCCGACCUAAGCAGCAUCAUGUCGAUUCUUAGUCGAACUCAACAGCAACAGGCACCGACACCGCCGCAACCACCGCAGCUACCCCAGCCUGCGCCCCAGACCAGCGAGCUUGAAAAGACCUUCUCGAUGUUCAUGCCCCAGCAGCAGCAGCCGCCGCCGCAGGUGUCGCAGCCCCAGGCGCCUGCUCCCGCCGCACCGGCCGUCGAUAUCCAAGCCAUCCUUGCCAGCCUCAACAAUCUCAAUGGGCAGUCACAACAAGCCCCGCAACCCCCGCAGCCCCCGCAGCAGGCCCCGCCUGCUCCAUUCCCGAGCAUGAAUGCAAACCCUGGCGGUGGCUCUGGUUUCGACCUUGCAGCGAUUCUCCAGAGUGUUGGCAAUGGCGGUGCACCUCCUGCUGUCCCGGCCUUCGGCAUGCCUUUGCCAAAUCAACAGGCACAACAGCAACACCCCCACCAACCCCUACCAUCGCAGUCGGAGAUGUUCCAAGAGGAACGCAGCAAGCGCCAGCGCGGCAACGACGACCACGGAGGCGAGCGCGGCUGGGGCAGCAACCGCCGCAACAAGAAGUGGAAGAACAAGAACAACCCGGAUUACCAACCACCGCAAUUCGUGGUUCCAUGCAAGUUCUGGAAGGAGGGAAAGUGCAUGAAGGGAGACAAGUGUCCUGUACACUCUUCCUCUCCUGCCUCUACCAAGCCUCCCACUGCCACUGCCUCACCACCUCCUACCGCUCCUACUGCCCCGAAGAGCAUGACGUCACUGCCUCAGGGUGGUGGUGGAGGAAAGAAAAAGAAAAGGAAGAAGGGAAAAAGGUACAUGGACAGAGAUGCGAACGGUGGCGAUCUCGGAGCCGGCAUCAUGGAUGACUAA